UUUCCCCACGCACUCAGAUCCUCUUUGAAUUGGUUCUAGCAAGCCCCUCUGCACUUCACCAUGUCUUUCACCGUGACCGUUGUCUUCCCCAACGAUGCCGACGCCGAGUACAACAUCGACUACUACACCCAGACCCACAUGACUCUGAUUGAAAAGCACUGGUCUAAGUACGGUCUGAAGGGCUGGUCAGUCACCAAAUACGUUCCUGGGUUGGACGGCACACCCCCACUCUACGCGUUCGGCAGUGAAGUCUUCUGGGAGAACGAAGAUGGCGCGAAAGCUGCUUUUGCCAGCCCCGAGGUUGCGGAGAUCAUGGGAGAUGUCCCUCACUUCAGCAAUAAGACUCCUAUUUUCUUGCUUGGUCAGACGGUUAAGCCGGCGUUUGAGUUUUGAUUGCUAAACCGUUGAUAUGGGAUGGAAGGGAG
Molecule: messenger RNA, 425 nt
Organism: Aspergillus ibericus CBS 121593
Lineage: Eukaryota; Fungi; Ascomycota; Eurotiomycetes; Eurotiales; Aspergillaceae
Exons: 2
Coding region: 61-393 (110 amino acids)
Molecular function (GO): oxidoreductase activity
Source: RefSeq, a predicted model, not a curated record